Messenger RNA from Pan troglodytes (chimpanzee), 2532 nucleotides. It is a transcript of the gene C5H5orf34, whose product is annotated as chromosome 5 C5orf34 homolog. The record is from RefSeq and is a predicted model, not a curated record. NCBI's taxonomy places the organism in Eukaryota, Metazoa, Chordata, Mammalia, Primates, Hominidae. The transcript is spliced from 13 exons. The coding region runs from base 410 to 2323 and encodes 637 amino acids.
GUGGAGGGGCGGGACUUCCUGUCUUCCCUGUUGCGGAGCUCUGAAGCGGCUCCCUGAGGGCGCUGGUUUUGAACUGGUCUUGUGCGGUUUGCGCUUUCUCUUAGUGGUUGCAGUUGGCGCUGUCUCCGCUUUCCUGUUGCGUGGCGGGCGUCUUGGCCAAAACACUCUCCCUGCCACCUUAUUCCUCUAGGGUUGUGAUUUUUUUCUUUCACCAAGAAAUAUCACUCGCUGGUAAUUUGUCAAACUGAAGAAACCCCUGAAGAAGUAGUGGUGGGCAGGCGCCGACGCUGCGGCUUCCAGAGCAUUUUGGCAAAUCAAAGCCAGGGACCGUUGCUGGGCGACAUUUCCGCAACUUUUCGGCUCCGAACUGCUUCUUUGACUUAGAAGGAUAUCUUAUCCUGCCGUAGUAAUGGCAGCCGAACUGCGAAUGGUACUUUAUGAAGAUGAUUCAGUACAAGUACAAUAUGUUGAUGGUUCCACAUUGCAACUUUCUCCCUGUGGCUCUGAAUUUUUAUUUGAAAAGUCACCACCUGUUUCAGCACAUCCUUUAGAACAACCAGAAAGAAUUCGUCAAAGGACACAUUUUGUCAUUAGCACUUACAGAGAGCAACUACAGCGAGCCCUAGAUUUUCGAAACUCUUCAGCUACUUGCCCUUUUUUAUCUGAAACCAUCAUACCUUCUGAAAGAAAAAAGCAUAUCUUCAUUGACAUAACAGAAGUGAGAUGGCCCAGUCUUGAUACAGAUGGUACCAUGAUAUAUAUGGAGAGUGGCAUUGUGAAGAUAACAUCUUUAGAUGGUCAUGCAUACCUCUGCCUGCCCAGAUCUCAGCAUGAAUUUACAGUACAUUUUUUGUGUAAAGUUAGCCAGAAGUCAGACUCAUCUGCAGUGUCGUCAGAAACAAAUAAUAAAGCCUCAAAAGAUAAACUAGUUGAAAAAACUGGCAAAAUCUGUAUACGUGGAAAUUUACCAGGACAGAGACUGAAGAAUAAAGAAAAUGAGUUUCAUUGCCAGAUCAUGAAAUCCAAAGAAACUUUAAAGAAGAUGAGUUGUGUAAAUGGAACUGAAGGGAGGGAAGAGCUGCCUUCGCCUGGUACAAAGCACACAUGUGUAUACACAUGGGUCAAGCAGUGCUGGUCUGUGGCCGCCUGUCCAGAGGAAUGGAAAUAUCCUUUGUCUUUAGCACUUCAUUUUCAUAAUAAAAUCAGCAAUAUGUCUAAAAUUGAUGCACAUAUAACUCAGAGUAGAUUUUUAACUUCUGAUAUUUCAGAGGAAAGAGGAAAAGUGGUUUCUGUUCUUCCCAGGGCCCUGUCACUCAGCUGUCCAGUCCCACACCUACACAGGUGGAAUUUUUGUGAUUCACUUUUACAGAGACAAUCUGAUGAAUAUUCCUAUCCUGAACUAGUGAAAAUGGUUUGGUACAAAGGUGUUACAUAUAGACUUACCCAUCAAAAUAUGAACUCAAUAGAGAUUUAUUCUGGGGAUGGAUCUGUUUUCAAAUCAGAAGGGGCUUAUUUUGGGAACUAUUUUACUUAUUAUUCCAUUCAAGAAGGAUCAGAAAAGAGAGAAGAGAAAACUUACUCAGUAAAUAACCUUCCUCCAGAUAGACCGGGAAGUCCAUUCUCUGUCGGUUCUCUAAUUAAACAGGCAACAAGAAUUCUUCAACAUUGUGUGAAGAUGAGACUUUCUUUAAGCCAUAACUAUCAUAUAUGCUGCUGGAAAAUGGUACCUGGGAUAAAUGAUAGCAAUAUACUGCCUUUGGUUUUGAAAGAGUCACUCAUACCCAGUGUGGGAAGAUUUCUUGCCUACUCUGAUGACAAAGUACAUGCUAUCUUUUUAGAUGGCAUUACUCUAACCCUAAAUUGGAAUUUCAGCUCUCCUAUUGAGAAGAGACAGGUAAAUCAAGGUCUUAACUUAGGUUGGUGUAAGUUAACUUUUCCUGAUGGACAAGAGCAGUUAAUUCAAAUUGAACACCCUGAACCAUAUGAAAGGUAUGUGACAACAGUAACAUCAUGGUGCAGGAGACUGACCCAGACUAGUCCCAGAGAGAUGCCCACUCAUUCAUCAUCUUCUGUUCUCCAAGAAAAUUGGUCUGUUGCUUCUGAACUUGAAAAGAUACAGAAGUUUAACUUGCUACUAGAGAAUAGUGGUAUCCUAAACCAGAUUUCUAACAAGAAAAAUGAACAGUCUUUUGAUCAUUAUAAACCAGGAUCUUCAGAAACCUUGCUAGGAGAAGUUAAUGAAAAUAGAGUAUCAAUAGCAUUGAAAAAAACCUCUGAAAUCCUUCACGAUAUUGACUGUCUUCUAUCAAACUCUAAAAAGUGAAAAAUGGAAUUAUUACAACAUAUUAUUAAAGUUUAAGGAUGUUGUUUCAAGUGACUGGUAUAAAAUUACUAGUAAGCCAAGAUAUUGUACGUAUUACCCCUGCACAAUGAUUGUGAAAGAACUGACAUUUAACUUUGAAGGUAUUUUUAACUUGUACAUUUUUAAAAUAUGUAUUUAUAUCUUAAUAAUAAAUAACUAUUUCGAAGUUU